AUGCCGGUGUUUCAUACGCGCACGAUUGAGAGCAUUCUGGAGCCGGUGGCGCAGCAGAUCUCGCACCUGGUGAUCAUGCACGAGGAAGGCGAAGUGGACGGCAAAGCCAUCCCUGACCUCACUGCGCCUGUGGCCGCCGUGCAGGCGGCCGUCAGUAACCUCGUUCGGGUUGGGAAAGAGACCGUUCAGACCACCGAGGAUCAGAUUUUGAAGAGAGAUAUGCCACCAGCAUUUAUUAAGGUGGAGAAUGCUUGCACCAAGCUUGUCCAGGCAGCCCAGAUGCUUCAGUCAGACCCUUACUCAGUGCCUGCUCGAGAUUAUCUAAUUGAUGGAUCAAGGGGCAUCCUCUCCGGCACAUCAGACCUGCUCCUCACCUUCGACGAGGCUGAGGUUCGUAAAAUUAUUAGAGUUUGCAAAGGAAUUUUGGAAUAUCUUACAGUGGCAGAGGUGGUGGAAACUAUGGAAGAUUUGGUCACUUACACAAAGAAUCUUGGACCAGGAAUGACUAAGAUGGCCAAGAUGAUUGAUGAGAGGCAGCAGGAACUGACUCAUCAGGAGCACCGAGUGAUGCUGGUGAACUCAAUGAACACCGUGAAGGAGUUGCUGCCAGUUCUCAUUUCAGCUAUGAAGAUUUUUGUAACAACUAAAAACUCAAAAAACCAAGGAAUUGAAGAAGCUUUGAAAAAUCGUAAUUUUACUGUAGAAAAGAUGAGCGCUGAAAUUAAUGAGAUCAUUCGUGUAUUACAACUCACUUCUUGGGACGAAGAUGCCUGGGCCAGCAAGGACACUGAAGCCAUGAAGAGAGCAUUGGCCUCCAUAGACUCCAAACUGAACCAGGCUAAAGGUUGGCUCCGUGACCCCAGUGCCUCCCCAGGUGAUGCUGGUGAACAGGCCAUCAGGCAGAUCUUAGAUGAAGCUGGAAAAGUUGGUGAACUCUGUGCAGGCAAAGAACGCAGGGAGAUCCUGGGAACCUGCAAAAUGCUAGGGCAGAUGACUGAUCAAGUGGCUGACCUCCGAGCCAGAGGGCAAGGAGCCUCACCGGUGGCCAUGCAGAAAGCCCAGCAGGUGUCUCAGGGUCUGGAUGUGCUCACAGCAAAAGUGGAAAAUGCAGCCCGCAAGCUGGAAGCCAUGACCAACUCAAAGCAGAGCAUUGCGAAGAAGAUCGAUGCUGCUCAGAAUUGGCUUGCAGAUCCAAAUGGUGGACCAGAAGGAGAAGAACAGAUUCGAGGGGCUUUGGCUGAAGCUCGGAAAAUAGCAGAAUUAUGUGAUGAUCCUAAAGAGAGAGAUGACAUUCUACGUUCUCUUGGAGAAAUAUCUGCUCUGACUUCUAAAUUAGCAGAUCUACGAAGACAGGGAAAAGGAGAUUCCCCAGAGGCCCGAGCAUUGGCCAAACAGGUGGCCACGGCCCUACAGAACUUGCAGACCAAAACCAACAAGGCUGUGGCCAACAGCAGACCUGCCAAAGCAGCUGUCCACCUUGAGGGCAAGAUUGAGCAGGCACAGCGGUGGAUUGAUAAUCCCACAGUGGAUGACCGGGGAGUUGGUCAGGCUGCCAUCCGAGGGCUUGUGGCCGAAGGUCAUCGUCUGGCAAAUGUCAUGAUGGGGCCUUAUCGCCAAGAUCUUCUUGCAAAGUGUGACCGAGUGGACCAGCUGACGGCCCAGCUGGCUGACCUGGCUGCCAGAGGGGAAGGGGAGAGUCCUCAGGCGAGAGCCCUUGCAUCUCAGCUCCAAGACUCUUUAAAGGAUCUGAAAGCCCGGAUGCAGGAGGCCAUGACUCAGGAGGUGUCAGAUGUUUUCAGUGAUACUACAACUCCCAUCAAGCUGUUGGCAGUGGCAGCCACUGCCCCUCCUGAUGCACCCAAUAGGGAAGAGGUAUUUGACGAGAGGGCAGCUAACUUUGAAAACCAUUCAGGAAGGCUUGGGGCCACGGCAGAGAAGGCGGCUGCUGUUGGAACUGCUAAUAAAUCAACGGUGGAAGGCAUUCAGGCCUCAGUGAAGACAGCCCGAGAACUCACACCCCAGGUCAUCUCAGCGGCUCGCAUCUUACUUAGGAAUCCCGGAAAUCAAGCUGCUUAUGAACAUUUUGAGACCAUGAAGAACCAGUGGAUCGAUAAUGUUGAAAAAAUGACAGGGCUGGUGGACGAAGCCAUUGACACCAAAUCUCUGUUGGAUGCUUCCGAAGAAGCAAUUAAAAAAGACCUGGACAAGUGUAAAGUCGCCAUGGCCAAUAUUCAGCCUCAGAUGCUGGUCGCUGGGGCAACCAGCAUUGCUCGUCGGGCCAACCGGAUCCUGCUGGUUGCUAAGAGGGAGGUGGAGAACUCUGAGGAUCCCAAGUUCCGAGAGGCCGUGAAAGCUGCCUCUGACGAAUUGAGCAAAACCAUCUCCCCAAUGGUGGUGGAUGCAAAGGCUGUGGCAGGAAACAUUUCUGACCCUGGCCUGCAAAAGAGCUUCCUGGACUCAGGAUACCGGAUCCUGGGAGCAGUGGCCAAGGUCAGAGAAGCCUUCCAACCUCAGGAGCCUGACUUCCCGCCUCCUCCGCCAGACCUUGAACAGCUCCGACUGACAGAUGAGCUUGCUCCUCCCAAACCACCUCUGCCUGAGGGUGAGGUCCCUCCUCCCAGGCCCCCACCACCAGAGGAGAAGGAUGAAGAGUUCCCUGAGCAGAAAGCUGGGGAGGUGAUUAACCAGCCAAUGAUGAUGGCUGCCAGGCAGCUCCAUGAUGAAGCUCGCAAAUGGUCCAGCAAGCCGGGUAACCCAGCCGCUGAGGUGGGUGUAAGUGCUGUAGCUGAGGCAGAUGCGGCUGCUGCUGUUGGGUCCCCUGUCCCCCCUGACAUGGAAGACGAUUACGAACCUGAGCUGCUGCUAGUGCCAUCCAGUCAGCCGGUCAACCAGCCCAUUCUGGCAGCGGCUCAGUCAUUGCAUCGGGAAGCUACCAAGUGGUCUAGUAAGGGCAAUGACAUCAUUGCAGCAGCCAAGCGCAUGGCUCUGCUGAUGGCUGAGAUGUCUCGGCUGGUCAGAGGGGGCAGCGGUACCAAGCGGGCACUGAUUCAGUGUGCCAAGGACAUAGCCAAGGCCUCAGAUGAGGUGACUCGGUUGGCCAAGGAGGUUGCCAAGCAGUGCACAGAUAAGCGGAUUAGAACCAACCUCUUACAGGUAUGCGAGCGAAUCCCAACCAUAAGCACCCAGCUCAAAAUCCUGUCCACGGUGAAGGCCACCAUGCUGGGCCGGACCAACAUAAGUGACGAGGAGUCUGAGCAGGCCACAGAGAUGCUGGUUCACAACGCCCAGAACCUCAUGCAGUCGGUGAAGGAGACUGUUCGAGAAGCAGAAGCAGCUUCAAUCAAAAUUCGAACAGAUGCUGGAUUUACACUGCGCUGGGUUAGAAAGACUCCCUGGUACCAGUAGACACCUGGUUGAACCUGGCUAACACAGAAGCCCCUGCUGAACAGAAUGAAAAUGAUCGGAGUCCCAGAAGCCACCCAAGAUUACUGGGGGGUUGAAAGCCACAUCUUGGCCUGACAUAACAGAAAGGAAUGGGGCCUCUUCACAUUAGAAAACAUUUAUACUCUUGUCAUGGACACUUUGAAAUGUGUCUCCGUAUAAAGCCUGUAUUCUUGAACACGGCUUUACUUGUGCACACUCUGUCCCAAUAGGCAGACGGGGUUUCUAGCCCAUGGACUUCACAUAAGCUCAGAAUCCAAGAGUGAACACUAGCCAGACAUCCUGUUCUGCCCUUGUUCCCUAAAGGACAGUUCCCUUUCUGCCCCUGUCCCCCAUUCUUUCCACCAGGCUCCCAAGACCCAGGGCCCAGGCAAGUCAGUUAAGGAAAUCACUGUGCCUCCAAAAUUUUUUUGGGCUCUCCAUGUUGCUGCUGACCCUGCCUGCCUUCCUUGGCUGUGCUACCUUGGUCCUUUUCAGGAGUGAGCUUUGCUGUUGCAGGGGAAGGUGGCCUCUGGGGAGCCCCAGCAUGUGGGGCCUGGAUUCACUUCCUGCCCUUCCCCAAUUUAAUCCUUCUAGUUUCCCACAGUACAAAACCAAAUUUCACUUUGUCAGGAGGAAAUCACCAAAUCAUGUGAUUCUGUCUUUACCUCACUCCAGAGCAAUGUCUGUGCUAGGGAAACUUUCCGUCCCAUAUCCUGCCUCGGCCUGCCAAGGUAGCCAUCCCAAGAACACACUGUGUGUCCUGGUGCUCUCUGCCACUGGAGAGGCAGAGUGGCCGGGGCGUGGCCCUGCCCAUCCUCCCAGCAGGGCCACUCCCAGGCACUCCACGCUUUGUCACUGCCUGCAGAGAUCUAUGCUGAGGCCUUAUCAUUCAUUCUUAGCUCUUAUUGUUCUUUCUGAGCUGAAAUGCUGCAUUUAAUUUUUAACCAAAUCAUGUCUCCUGUCCUGGCUUUUGUAUUCUUCCCACACCCUUCCUAAGCAAGGUUUUAAAGAUAUAUGUUUGUUCUAUAAUUUUGAAAGAUCGUUUUUAUCCUUUUGAAAUUCAGUCCUAAGAAUUGGUGCUUGUCCCCAGGAGUGUCUAAUGGAAAGGCAGUCCUGUCUGAAGGACACUUCCUACCUAAGGGAGGCGGUACUUGCAGACUGGAAUUCUGGCACUGCUGGGGAUGAAUCGAUGGGAAAUAGUCCUCAGUGAUUCCUACCUCCCUCAGCCAACAACAGCCAAGCCCCUUGCAUCCUACCCUCCCUCCUAAGUACAGUUGUUAAGAGAGUAAUGGGUAUAAUAUUUAAUUAUCACCAUAGUAAGUUUCCUAUUAGCUAAGUGAGAGAAGGCAAUUUUUCCUUUCUUGUACUUAUCACUGCUGUCUAAGCAUUCCCCAGCACAUGAAACUAUAUUUCUUCCCAAAGCCAGAACUGGAUGAGUAAAGGAGUAAGAACCCUUGCCUGAAUGUCCUCCCCACCUCCAGUGUGUGUUAGACCCUAACAUCAAAUGUGUAAAACUUGUCUUAAGUUGGUACUGUACACUCAGGCCUCCUCUGUUUCCUUUUAACUGAUGAUUAUUUUCAAGGCCCUCAGCAUCCUUGUAUAGUUGCUUACCUGAUAUAAAUGCAAUAUUAAUGCCUUUAAAGUAUGAAUCUAUGCCAAAGAUCACCUUUUGUUUUACUAAAGACUACUUAGAGGAAAUAAGAAAAAUCAUGUUUGCUCUCCAAGUUCCUCCAGUGUUUUGAGACACUGGUUUACACUUUAUACCAAUGUGCUUUUCUCUAAUAUCAGUGCUGAAGACACAGUGAAGCAAAUUAAAAAAAAAAAAAAAAUCCCUGAAUGCUGAUUAGACAUCACCACUAAAAAACUACAUUUAUAAGCUAGGAUUUGUUAUAUGCAAAUAUUUUCUGCCUCUUCUGUUUAAAACAAUAAAGUGCAUUUAUAUAAAUAAUGCUUUAAAUGAUGGGUGUUAUUUCAGCAAGAGCUUUUAUAUCAGGUUUCUCCUUUGUUUUGAAGCAUAGCCAGAGAAGCUAAUCCUCAAAAUGUGGGAACUAAAGAUUUUUAUUUAAUCCAAAUAUUGUACUGGAAGAAGUAGAAACCAGCGGUAAUAUAUUUACUUAACAAGAUCUUUGUAAUAAAGGACAACACUGGGGAUUAUAAACUAGAAGGAGCAGAAGUGACAAAAGGUUAGCAGUAAGAGGAAAGCAGCCAGAUGAUAUAGAUCAUCCCCUGGUUGAAGCAGUCCAUCUUAGAAGAUUCUGGCUGUAUGUGGAGGCCAUCACUAUCCCCUAAGCUAAAGCUAUUACAUGUGCAGGAAUAUUGCAGGUCUAUAGUUAAUAUUCUAAAGCCCAAUACAGAACAACAGGGUUGUCAGGGAUCCACCAGAGUUAUGAGGCAGAGCUAGCUUUUGGGCACAUAUUCCUCUUCUUGCUUGAGGAAGCUCUAAGAGUAGGAACAGGUUCUUGAAGCAGAGCUGGGACAUCAGUAUUUUUGCCUUAUUUUCCAGAUCUGAAAGUGGUAAAUAUCACUAAAGGGGGAUAGUACUGACUACUUAUCACUGCUUUAACUUAGAAAAGUUGCUGACUAGGGAGGCAGAUUCCAGCUGUCUGAGUUAAAGGGAACUGUCCAGAGGUACUGAAUUAGCUCAGCAAUAUCUGAAAACAGUAUUCAUGGUCUCAUUUUUUCUAUUCACCAUAUGUUCACUGGUGCUGCCUUCCUGCUGCAUUAUAGUUUUUCUCGAGUCAGAUGACUCUAAGGACACCAGGACCAGUAUUUUCCAAGGUUCUUCUAUAGCAGCACUUAAGGAAUGAACCCAUCACAUGAACUCCCUUUGAAUAAAAUGAUGGUGACUCCUUUAUGCAGAAAAUGAGCUUUUGGGUUAUACUCCUUUAAGAAUUUAGAAAAUGAGGCUAUUCUGGAAUUAUCUGGAAUUCUGUGCUUGAAAAAUAUUUCAAUACUACUAAGAAUUCAUGGAUCUUUGUUGUUAGUAGGUGGUGGUAGGGAGAGUAGCUUUGAUCACUUAUUGUUCAGUCUGUGGCUAAAAGGGUGAUGGUUAGAGAAAGUAUAUAAGGCUGAGGUCAAGAGAGGAGCACUUGGAAGUGCUCUGCAGCAACCCUCACACCUUGUGUGAUGAUGCAGAGUAAAAUGUGACCAUGUUCAGCCUGCCCUAACACUGAGGCAUGCCCAGCUGAGAAUGCUCAAUUAACAGUCAAGCUAAAAAAUCAACUUGUUGCUUUCAUCUUUUUAUUGACAGUGUAGCCAGAGCUAGAGAAAGGACUUACUGGAUUCAAUCAAAUUAAUAAAUACAAUAAUUUAAUUGUAAAAGGAAACAGUCUACUUGGAAGUUUCAGCAGAAAUUGCUAGAAGCAAGGGACUCUUGGCAUACAAUCUGCUUGUAUAUGAGAAGAUAGCACAGAAAGAAAAUUAGUCCAUAUAUGGAUGAUUGAGAUUAGGGAUUCUGCAGAAAGAGAAGUAAAUGUAUUGAUUGCUCUUUUGAGGUAUGAACUUUGAAGAGGAAGACAUUAAAAUGAAAAGCAAUUGAACUGGGUAUCCAAUCUUAGGCAAAGGGAAUAAAUAUUUGGCAACAUCUUAAUUUUAGCUGCCAAGCUGAUAUUGGUUACCCUAGAAAUUACUAAGUUGCAGAAAGUAACCUUUCCUAUUAGGUGAAAGGCAGGCUGGGUGCCCUAGGCAGGCAAAGGUAAGAAUGCUGCUGUACAGUGGGCUCCCUGUACCAGCACCAACCACUAGCCCUGACAGCAGAGUGGGAUGAGUGUAAGGGCUACGGUUAGCAUGACAACGGUAAGGGAUAAGUUGACAAUGAAAAGAAUGGAGUCACAAAGAGAAAGCUAAUAGCAAGAACAAGCACUUACAUCUUAACUUUCUCCAUUCUUCAUGUCUAAUGAAGCAAAAUAACUGGGCAAGGACUUCUAAGUCAAUCAAGUUAAAUGAUAACAACUGUGGACUGACUUGCCAACCAUGGAGAUCAAUACAGGUUUAUCAAUGCUACUGAGGAUUUUGUUUCUGCCUCAUUAUAGUGUACUUUCAUGUACUUUGUCAGUAGAGACAUUUAAGUACUCCAGUGACAGUUACAACAGUAGUUUCAGGAAGGAAUCUACUGACUUUUCAUAUUGUGAAAAGAUUAGGGAAUUGGGAAGCACAAAAUAUGAAAAGGGAGUUCCCCUGAAGACAAGGAGUGUAGGCAAGUUGAAACCCUUAAGAACAACAACA
Balaenoptera acutorostrata (minke whale) is the source of this 7647-nucleotide messenger RNA. RefSeq names its product vinculin (gene VCL). The record is from RefSeq and is a predicted model, not a curated record. Gene Ontology annotation, biological process: cell adhesion. Gene Ontology annotation, molecular function: actin filament binding; structural molecule activity. Gene Ontology annotation, cellular component: actin cytoskeleton. The transcript is spliced from 22 exons. Bases 1 to 3405 code for a protein of 1134 amino acids. Lineage: Eukaryota; Metazoa; Chordata; Mammalia; Artiodactyla; Balaenopteridae.